This is a messenger RNA of Sporothrix brasiliensis 5110, 4074 nucleotides long. RefSeq lists its product as uncharacterized. The transcript has 2 exons. The record is from RefSeq and is a predicted model, not a curated record. Bases 1 to 4074 code for a protein of 1357 amino acids. Lineage: Eukaryota; Fungi; Ascomycota; Sordariomycetes; Ophiostomatales; Ophiostomataceae.
AUGGAUGCCUAUCCCGCCUACAGUCUGACGCAGAACAUCCCGUUACUCGUCACGAUCGGCCUGCCGGCAGUCGGCGACUCUGGCGACGACACAAGCUCGUGGACACUGGAUGCCGAGCUUAAAGACCAGGCCACACUCUUGCGGUCCGAGCUGCCCGUGCUCGACGGCAACCCCGUCGCCGAGUUCAGCCGCUAUAUAUCAACUGGCGAUGUCUCGGGCCCAGUGCCGUCAGGAUCACAAAAGUGGCGUGGCCGGGCCAGCUCACAACGGUACCGGUUCCGCGUACGGACUGCAGGAAGGACAUAUUAUUUCCCGCCGCGCCGAGCUCGCCUGCCCGAAAAUUUUGAAGCGCCCGAGCCGCAGAGCGUCGUCCUCCACUCUCCCUUUUCGCCACUCAGCCCGUCCUGCCAUCUCUACCCAGACGGCAUCAUCGACUCUCGCUGGAUCCAGAAACACCAAGAGAUCGUUCCGAGUGUCUUCCUCUGCUUCUACUCUUUGACAUCCGACCCGACGACCGCAACUCUCCAGGACAACAAGAUCAAGUCCGACAUCAACGCCUUUCGGACUGCCGUGCAGCAGUCUGGCUACCGCUCUCGCGUGGCCGUCGCCGUCUUCUUUGCCGCCCCUGGCGACGACAGCAACAGCAGCACGGAUGGCGUGGCGCAGGAGCGUCUGGAGAACAUCCGCAAGGGAAGCGGCACCGAUACGAAAAUGUUCUUUGCCAUCCCGGCCACCACAGCUGCGGGUGCGCCCGCUGACGAACUGCACCGCGUGGCGGAGAACAUGCUGACCAACGUCUACACGGUCGCCAUGGACUACUACCGGGAACUGGGCCGCCACCUCCGCAAGAAACGCGGCCGUGGAUCGGCACCUCAGCCUUCUGUUCCACCAACCAGUGGCACCUCGCAAACCCUUUCGCUUGCCGGGUGGCAUGUCCGCUAUGACGUCAAGGCCGCCGUGAUUGCCGAGUUUCGCCAAGAAACAGACGCUGCGUUGCGCCUACUCGACCAGGCCUAUGAGACCCUGCUCGGGCCAGAAGUGUUGGCCGAAGCGAUCCCGCACUGGAGCCCGCGAUGGAACGAGGCGCGCCUUCUCGUCGACACGCUGGCCGUGCGCAGUCUGCGGUGUCUCCUGAUGGCUGGCCAGUACAGCUCGGCCGUGCGACGCUGGACCGUCUACCGCGACCGUCUGCGGAAUCUGCUGGACGCCCGCGGGCGCGGCACCGCCAACUACGGCUGGCAGGCGUGGGAGGCGCGCUGGGCUGUCGUCAUGGCCGACCUGAUCCGCCGUGUCGGUGUUCCCGAGCUGGAUCCACGGUCGGGCCGCAACCUCUUCUUGCUGCCCGAGCGCAACAUGAUUGCCGAGCGGCUCGCGCCCUGGGAGUUUCUCCACCACCGCGGCUACUGGUACCGCAUCGCGGCCCGCCACACGGCGGCACGGCGUGCCCUGGCACACCAGAUCCCCGACGACGACCGCCGCCCGCCCGACGUCUCGCCUGCGUCCCACGUCGCCAACCGCGCCUUUUCGUACGACGACUACAUGUGCCCGCCGCCGCACAGCGAAUACCCGCUGGCGGGGCAUGGUCCGGGCGUCAACCAUUCGGCCGCCAUCGUCACCUAUCUGGAACUGGCGCGGGACGAGUUCCUCCAGCGGCGCCAGACGCAUGUCGCUGCCGAGUUGGCGCUCGAGUGCGGCCGCGAGUAUGUGUCGGCGAAGCAGUGGGACGCCGCCGUCGACUUGCUGGCGCCCUUGUGGACCUCGUCGAGCGCAGCAACGGGGUGGUCGUCGUGGUUGGACGUGCGCGAGGAUCUGGCCUGGACGCUGCGAGCCGCCGUCGCAGAGCUCGAGGAGCCGCGGCCCGAUCUGCUUGUCUCCAUCGACUGGGAGCUUCUCCAUGCGCAGUAUACACCACGGGCAGACUGGGCAUACGAUGUAGCCAAGUCGUUGCCCGCGUCUUCCAAGGGCGUCCAAGGCAAGCAAGAGGCGGACAGCGUGCCGGUUGCCGUCAAGCUGCCCGAAGGCACACCGCCACCGUCCUUCUUGUCGGCUGCGUUUGUCUUCAAGAACGGCGAAGGAAAGGCGGGUGAGGCUGUUUUGGCACAGCUCACAAUACGUUCUGAUGCGCUCGCCAUCUCUGUGCCCAUUGUGCUGGAAGAACUGCAUCUACAGUUCAACAGCAGCAUCAAGCCAAUCGUGCUCAGGCACAGUGCCGAUGCAACCGCAACAUUCUUCACCAAGGGCAAAACAACACAUUCUACAAUACACCUGGAAGAGGAGGACGAGGACGAUCCAGGCGCAGGGACCAAAACCAUCAAUGGCGGUGACGAUGACGACGAGACACGCGUGCUGGGUCUCCAUGGAUCAGCGAACCUGACUUUACAGCCGCAGUCAACCCUUGUCUUUGAAUUGGCCAUUCCACUCCGGCAACCGGGCGACGCCCACGCUGUUUCGGCCGACCUCGUCUACCGAUGCCCUUUGUACUCGCUACAGAUGAAGCUGCCCCUGGCGUCGUAUGUUGCUGGCGAGGGCAGCCGUGGCGGAACGCCGACAUGGUUCCUACCCCGUGCGGGUGGGCGCGUGUCUGUGCCUCGGGCCGACAGCCAGGCGAUCAAAAUCCUGCCAAGGCCACCAAAGCUGGAUAUUCAGUUGCUACAUGCUCCUGCGGCAACAACCGCGGCCACACCGAUCCCGACAGUCCAGUACUACACCAACGAGGCCAUCGACCUGGCCCUCGAGCUCGUCAAUGCAGAGGAUGCCGAUGCCAGUGUCAAGUUGGACGUCAUCAUGGAGGGGGGCAGCGACGAGGCUGGCGCGAGCGGCAGCAGCACGCCCGGCUUCACGCUGCUGGUGGCGGGCGACGAGAUCGAUACCGCAGAGCCACAAACAACAGACAUCGCCUCGCCAACACCGCCAACGGCCAUGCUGCGGUCUGUGCCCCUCGGCCAUGUCAAGGCUGGCCAUUCCGUUGCCAUUGCCAUCCGCAUCCCUCCCACAACACCUUCCAUGGACUUGGAUCUCACCCUUCGCGCCGCCUACCACCUUGUGAGCGACACAGCCACGCCCAUCACCCAGCAACUCUCUGUGAAGCUGAGCCUCAGCAAUCCCUUCGAGGCCAACUACGACUUGCUCCCGCGCAUGCACCCAGCGGCCUGGCCCAGCUUGUUCGACCACGAGGGCAUUGUGGCGAGCGGCAUACCAGAGGACACCGAUGCCGUGAACCGGGGCUUCCACGGCUUGACGCAGGCGUGGGCCCUCGUCACGCGCUAUGCAUCGUUUGCCACUGAAGACCUGCGCGUCGUCGAUCUGGACCUCGUCAUCAAGCCCGAGCCCCGAAUUUCUGUCCAGCAUACAAGAACCGACGGUGCAAGCCACAAUGGAAACGACAAUGGCACACUCCAGACAAGGGAUGCCGACGGUGCUCUGACCAUCAAGCCGCAGACCAUGGAAGAGUCCCGGUUUGACCUGGUCGUGCAGAAGGCGAGCCUCGACGACCGUGAUCCGGUGCAGCUGGAUGUGUCGUUUGUCAUUACGUGGCAGCGCCUUGCACCGCCAGGCUCCCCUGCCGGAUCGGCCGCAUCGGCCGCAUCGUUGCCCACAAACACCACCACGCUGCCCGUCCCACAGCUGGGCCUCUUCGGCACCGAGCCCCGUGUGCUGGCGUCUGUCGCCUACAGCCGGCCCUCCGCACCCGUGCCAGCGAUCCAGCUCACCCUCGCCAUCGAGAACGCCUCCAACCAUUUCCUCACGUUUGGUCUCAGCAUGGAGCCAUCCGCCGACUUUGCCUUUUCGGGCGCCAAGCUGACCACAAUCCAUGUGCUGCCCAUGUCCCGGCGCGCCACCACCUAUCGACUGGUGCCGCUGGUGCGCGGCACAUGGAUCCGGCCGGCACUGGUCGUGCGCGACAAGUACUUUCAAAAGGUGCUGCGCAUCUUACCGACGGAGGGCAUGAAGAUGGAUAAGGACGGGAUUCUAGUCUGGGUACCACCAGAUGUGGAAGAGGAAGAGGAAGAAGAAAGCGGCAAGGAGGGGGAUGCAGACGGUGAAAAGGGCGGCGCCGAAGAGACCAACGCGUAG